CGUUCCACAGUGUACAACGCGGUUCAUUCACGCACACUCGCGCGAUCGGCAGAGGCGUUGUGUGGCGCGGACCGCGGCUAACUUUUGUUUUUUUAUCGUCCUCUGUGCCUGCCACUUGCUUCCUUGCCCACGGCUUACCUGCCAGUGUUAAAACUUUUGUUAUCCAAUUCUUUUAUUCCUUUUUACUUAUCACCAAGUGAACUGUACUCAAAAAGCUCGUUUGUUCUAAAGUGCGAAGUGAAAUCUCUGCCGUGUAAGGUCCAGAUGUUGGCGCAAGCGGCAAUAACCUCGUUUUGUGUCAACAAAUAAUAAUAAACAGUGAUCGGGACAAGUUAUACUGCGCGUUCGACACAAAAAGUUAACUGUGAUGAAUUAAACAAAGCUCUAAACUGGAUGUGCAGGAGGAGAAUGGGCUUCGAUUGCUCACACAACUCGGUUGUUGCGAUUUCACCCACAUAACAUUUAUGACAUUGAAGAUAUGGCGUGGUUCAGGAUAUACAGAAUAGCAGCAUUAGUACUUUUAAGUACACUGGGGAAAGGAGAGCUUCCAGAAGAUGACUUCAGGAUAAUACAUAGACAAGAUCUCCUGGCGUCAGACAGCGAUAUCUUCGAAGAUAAGGACAGCAAGUCAUUUUCGCAACUGCUCUUCGAUGUGGCGAGGGACCAAGUGAUUGUGGGAGCAAGGGACGCUCUCUACCGCCUCUCCUUACGGAGUCUCCGCCAGCAUGAGAAGGCAGACUGGCCGGCUCCUCCAGAGAAGGUGAAGAUGUGCCAGUACAAAGGCCAGACGGAGGAGGACUGCCACAACUACGUGAAGGUUCUGCUGUUGCAUGGGCACAAGCUGUUUGCUUGUGGGACCAACGCUUUUAGUCCUAUGUGCAGUUGGAGAGAGAUUGAAUCGGUGAGCACAGAGCUGGAGUCAGUGACAGGAAUAGCCAGCUGCCCGUAUAACCCUCAUGCCAACGUGACUGCCAUCCUGACCAGUAGUGGGGACUACUAUGCUGGAACUCCGACUGACUUCGGCAGCUCUGACACUGCCAUUUGCAGGAGUACCGGAACAUCCCUUCUAUACACAGGCAUGCUGCGAACUCCUCAAUAUGACCUGAACUGGUUGAACGAACCCCAAUUCGUUGGGAGCUUCGAAGACGACAAUUUCGUCUAUUUCGUGUUCAGGGAAAUGGCCGUGGAGUUCAUGAACUGUGGAAAGACAAUCUACUCGAGGAUAGCUCGAGUGUGCAAGAAUGAUAAAGGAGGUUUUCUUCUCUUCAAAGACAAAUGGAGUACCUUUCUGAAGGCUCGCCUGAUAUGCCCAGUGCCUGGAGUCGUCCCGUUUUACUAUGACGAGGUUCAGAGCGUGGAGUAUUUGUCGCAGGAGAAGAUAUUGGUGGCUGCGUUUACUACGCCUAGCAACAGCAUAACCGGCAGUGCAGUAUGCAUCUACAACAUGUCUGACAUCCACGCGGCGUUUGAAGGUCCAUUCAAGGUGCAGGACACCCCCACAAACACUUGGGAGCCAAGGUCUCCGAGCAUACAGACUAAGGACCAUUUUAGAUGCAGACCUGAUGCUAGCACGCACCAAGCUAUAGAAUACCACAACUACAAACUAAUGUACGAGUCCAUCCAACCCAUUUCUGGGGAGCCUGUCUUCAAGGUUACCCCGCAUCGCUUCACACACGUCACUGUUGACGUCACGCAAACGAAGAGCGUGGGGAAACAGUUCGUCGUGUUCGUGUCCACACAGGCUGGGGAAGUUAUGAAGUUGGCGGUUUUACCCCGUUUCGUGGGAGCGUGCUUGGUGGAGGUGUGGAAGUUGGGAGACGGAGAAAGGAGUCUUGACGUGCAAGCGAUGCAGUUUGUGAAAGAGACUAUGUCGGUUUACAUCGGCAGUUCCAACGGCAUUCUCCGCAUUGGUAGCGAGCGCUGCGAACGCUACAAGAGUCGCUCCGGCUGCGUCGGCGCAAGCGACCCGUACUGCGCUUGGGAUAGCGCAAGGGAAAUCUGCGUGAGGGUCAGAGGAAGGACUGACCCGGAGUUGGUUCAGAACACUGGGAGUUGCCCGACUUCGACCACACCUGUGGACGGAGGCUGGUCGUCCUGGUCAACUUGGGCGCCGUGCAUGCAAGACGGGACGUCCCAUUCGGUUUACGGAGAUGAAAAGCCUGAUAUGUGCAUGUGCCGCACGCGCCGGUGCGACAACCCCAAACCGGCCAAUGGAGGACUGAGUUGCCAUGGUCCGCAAAUAUCCGUAACCAACUGCACAGUCCAUGGCGGCUGGUCACCGUGGUCGGGAUGGUCAGAAUGCUCCGCGUCCUGCGGUAUUGCGGUCAAGUCGCGCCGGCGGUCGUGCUCCGCCCCCGAGCCCAAGUUUGGAGGCCGAGUCUGUGUCGGCUUGGAUUCGCAAGAUGUGUACUGCUCUAAUCUACCUCCAUGUCCUGAUCCAGAACUAGCCCCGAUAGACGGAGGCUGGUCAUCCUGGGGUCCCUGGUCUGCUUGCACCAGCGCUGGUGGGGCCAACUGUGGCCCUUCAGCUGGGUGGAAGGAACGCAAAAGGAACUGCUCGGACCCGGCCCCCAAGCAUGGCGGCGCUGACUGCGAAGGCAACAAGACUGAGAGGCAGAUCUGUGAUCUGCGACCCUGCGAAGUUAGGAAGGCUACAGCUUGGACCCCGUGGGUCCAGAUUCCUGAUAACUCGUCAGAAGGCAGUUACAUGGAGAAGCGAUUUAAAUUCUUAUGCAAAGCUCAGUCACCAGAACAAAUCAAGCUAUCCCUAGCCAAAGAAGAAGAAAGGUACUGCACCGGUCGCGGCCGGUGUAGCAGCGAGCCCUUAGAAGAGGACAAUGGGUGGGAGCCCUGGGGCGCCUGGGGGACUUGCUCCGCCGUCUGCGGCGGGGGACAACAGGCCCGCACUAGGAGGUGUAGGAGGCAGCCCUGUUCUGGAUCCCCUGAGAUGCUUAGGGCUUGCAAUACGCAUGCUUGUUCAGGGGAAUGGUCCUGCUGGAGCGAAUGGGGCGAGUGCACCGGCGGCUGCGGCGAGGGCGGCGCCACCGGGCACCGAACCCGCACCCGCAAGUGUCUCUCUCCUGAGGGCUGCGACGCUGGCGCCGCUAUGGAGAGGCGGGUGUGCGUCAAUAACUGCGCUGAAUCCGAAGCCGGCUGGGGAGAGUGGGGCGGCUGGUCGGCGUGCGACAACGGGGAACGCGUUAGGAGAAGGGGAUGUCGGUCCGGUGCCUGUGUUGGACCACAGCUGCAGGUCUCGCUGUGUUCUGAUGACCAGGAUAUGGACAACGAACUAUACGCGAUGCCAGCCUACAGCCAGAACGUGGAGAUGGCGUCGUUCGUCACGAUGUCAGAGGAGUCAAUGAGUGUUGCCAGCAUCGUCGGCUGCGUGGUAGCCGCUUUUGUUAUGGGCUGCCUCUCCUGCCUGGCGUGCGUAAUCUUCGCCCAGCGCCGAGGGUCAAGAUUCCCUUGGCACCGGCGCACUAGAGUGCCUUCCAGCCCGCACUAUAUCACUGCUAAACAAAACAGUUACGUCACUGUGCCUUUGAAGGAAGUGCCCCGCAAAGCGAAACGCCAGCCUUCUUUCACGGGCAUCGGCGGCACCAGCGGCAUCAUCCUCUCCAAAAGCAACAACAUAGCCAACGCCAACAACCAUAACACCGCCAUGACCACCCCCAAGCUGUAUCCUAAGGCCAUAGCUAAUGAGUACGAUUCCAUGGGAACGUUAAGGAGGCACUCCAACCAGCCAAAUAAUAAAAGCAAUUUGGACACUGAAGAAGAUAAGUUUUAUUAAAGUACUGAAGAUGUAAAGGUGGAUUCACAUUGACGCGGGGCGUAAGUGGGGCGUACGUACAAAUGACGUACGGUCUUGUGUGUUUUCAACGAGAUUCUACAAUACACGUCCACGCCAUAUAACAAUGUGAUAACACCUGAAAAUUACUAUGUCCUUCGCUUUCACUAAUGCCAGUAUUUUAAAGUGAUUAUGAGGGACUCAACUCAAUAUAAUUGAAGUUUCAGAAGACCGUCCAGUUCAAGUGAAAAUGGUAUCGAUGGAUGAUUUCAAAUCUAUUCACUUAGGUGAUUAUUACUAUCCCGUAGAUGUACAUACAUACAUAACGGAGUUACUCUCUAGUUUAAUAACUAUGAAUGUAUGAAAAUCAAACCUGGUUGUUUUUGGAACUAUAAAUGAAGUGUGUGUUAAAUCAAUACAUAUCAUAUUUAAUUUGUUACUUGAUUGAAUCUCAGGCUGUGUUCUGAUGAUUCUGUUAGGUUGUGUUAAGAAGUAAACGUGCGAUUUUGUACUUAAAUGUAUGUAAAACGAUGUUUGUGAUGAUAACCCUAAGUUUUAUUGUUUUUCAUCUAAAUUAAUAUGAGUUUUUGUGACAAUCAUGGUCAAAUCGAAUCUUGAUACAAUGUAUAAUUCCUAUUGAUCGUGGAUUUUACUAACAGUGAGUUUUUUUGUUACUCAAGGUGUGGUGGAUCUCUGAUGAGCAUUUUGUGUGAGAAAAAAUGUUUUAAAAUUAUGUAUGCGAUUCAAAGUAAGUAAGUAGCUGUGGUUAGUUUGAUAAGUAAAAUCCAGUGCCAUUAAAACUAAAACUAUAUAAGUAAAUUCUAAUACUAUAAAUGUAAUUGUAUGUAAACAACUAUAAAAGUAGAGAUUCAAAUUAUCAUUAGUUAAAUAAAUUGAAGAAGCCAAUACGUGCCAUGUACAUAGAUAUAAGUUUUGUACAUAUAUUUUUAUACAUUUGACGAUAUAUCGAUAAUUAUAUUCCAUAUUCAUAAUACAAUAUAAUUGCCGACAAUUGAUUUCUGUUCAGUACAAACGGAGGUGCCUUGUGACGAAUAUUUACACAAUAUACAAUUUAUAUAUUUACAGAUAACAGACUAUAUUAAAGUUGGAUUGAUAUUCAACAUGUUAUUUGACUCAUGUUGAGUCUAUAUUGUUAUUGAAUGUUGGUACUUGGAAAUGUAUAAAAUACAUACCUUCCGGGUGUAAAAGAAAUGUCUGUUUCUUAAAAUAAAAGUCCUGAUAAAGAGGACGAAUAAUUAGCUAAUCAAACUAGUUCAUUUAUCUUCUGGUGUAUUUAGAAAUCAUCAAAUGUGUUUAUAUCUGGAGGUAU
Ostrinia nubilalis (European corn borer) is the source of this 5117-nucleotide messenger RNA. RefSeq names its product semaphorin-5B (gene Sema5c). Gene Ontology annotation, molecular function: semaphorin receptor binding; chemorepellent activity. The record is from RefSeq and is a predicted model, not a curated record. The transcript has 20 exons. Gene Ontology annotation, biological process: neural crest cell migration; semaphorin-plexin signaling pathway; positive regulation of cell migration. The coding region runs from base 479 to 3790 and encodes 1103 amino acids. Lineage: Eukaryota; Metazoa; Arthropoda; Insecta; Lepidoptera; Crambidae.